GAACAGCUCUUGUGUGCUUUGGGUGGUGGGGUAAGUCGGUGCUGCAACAAACACACGCAGUCGGGGAAGGGGAGCCCCAGCACAAUGUGUGUGUGUCAACACUUUACAAAGCGCCGCUACUGCCGCCGCAGUUGUUGUUGUUGACAUGGCUGUACUCCUCCCGGCUGUAAGAGGGGUCGUCGGACGCACGAAGCCCCCCCGCCGCCGAAUGCGGUCCGGGGACCUGGUGGGUGGCCGCCCGCUGAGUUGUUCUCCCUGUCUCGGGGGUCGCUUGCAAGCCCCGGAAGGCAGGCUGAUUUCCACCGCCAAGCGUGACUGGAAGGGGUGCUGGGAUAGCAUUGAGCUGGCGAUGGGGACGGAACCCACCCGCAAACGUGUUUGCGCCGCGGCCGGGAACCGCAGUAAAAGGGAGAGUGUGGCCCGGAUUUCGGUGGAGGGGAAUAUCGCUGUGGGGAAAUCCACGUUUGCUGAGCUAUUGGAGCAGAUGGCCAGUAACCAAUGGGAAAUUAUUCGAGAGCCCAUAGCCAAAUGGUGCAGCAUUCCAGCUUCCAGCUGCAGUGAGGAGCUGUCGUCCACACAGCAGAGUGUUGGUAACCUACUUCAGAUGCUUUAUCAGGACCCCCACCGGUGGUCUUACACCUUUCAGUCAUACUCCUGCAUGAGCCGAAUCAAGGCCCUUUUGGCACCACUAUCCCCAAGACUACAAAAGGCAGAAGAGCCAGUGCAGAUAUUUGAAAGAUCAGUCUAUAGUGAUAGGUAUGUAUUUGCUUCCAACCUGUAUGAAUUGGGUUGCUUAAAUGAGACCGAAUGGACGAUCUACCAGGACUGGCACACUUAUCUUCUCAAUCAAUUUGGCAGCCGAAUAGCGUUGAAAGGAAUCAUCUAUCUUCAAGCAUCUCCUGAGAAAUGUUUAGAAAGACUGCGACAAAGGGGGAGAGAUGAAGAGAAGGAAAUUCAACUGGGUUACCUUCAACAGCUGCAUUCACGACAUGAAAACUGGCUUGUGAAAAACUGCACAGAACUGCACUUUGAAAAUCUGAAGAACAUUCCAGUGUUAGUAUUGGAUGUCAAUGAAGAUUUUGAAGAAGAUAAAUCAAGACAAGAAAAGCUUUUCGAACAAGUGAAGAACUUUGUGAACUGUCUGAAGUUGGGAAAGUGAAAAGCCCCUGUCCAUUUUUUUGUGCAAAUUUUUUGAACCUUUUUGUUACGUAGGGAAAAAAUGUAGAGUAAGAGAAGAAAUAAAAACAAAAAACUGCGGAUGCUGGAAAUCCCAAACAGAAACAGAAAUACCUGGAAAAACUCAGCAGGUCUGGCAGCAUCAGCGGAG
Carcharodon carcharias (great white shark) is the source of this 1327-nucleotide messenger RNA. RefSeq names its product deoxycytidine kinase 2-like. Lineage: Eukaryota; Metazoa; Chordata; Chondrichthyes; Lamniformes; Lamnidae. The record is from RefSeq and is a predicted model, not a curated record. Gene Ontology annotation, cellular component: cytoplasm; mitochondrion. Gene Ontology annotation, molecular function: ATP binding; deoxynucleoside kinase activity. The transcript has 7 exons. Gene Ontology annotation, biological process: nucleobase-containing compound metabolic process. The coding region runs from base 146 to 1159 and encodes 337 amino acids.